This is a messenger RNA of Cucurbitaria berberidis CBS 394.84, 1877 nucleotides long. Its product is annotated as dimethylaniline monooxygenase (N-oxide forming). Gene Ontology annotation, molecular function: NADP binding; flavin adenine dinucleotide binding; N,N-dimethylaniline monooxygenase activity. The transcript has 3 exons. Lineage: Eukaryota; Fungi; Ascomycota; Dothideomycetes; Pleosporales; Cucurbitariaceae. The coding region runs from base 320 to 1756 and encodes 478 amino acids. The record is from RefSeq and is a predicted model, not a curated record.
UAGCUCGCAACCUUCAUGAAGCGCGCUCCCGGUUAGGUCUCCCAUUACUUCCAGAGGGCCGACCUUCGGAUGCGCUCAUUGCGUCACGCGAUGUCGCGAGAGCUACCCUGGUCCAAUGCUCUCCACAGCCAUCGAAUGCAGUACAAUAUUCCGCCGCGCUUGAAGAUAGCGUCGCAAACGUGUUAUCCUGCAGAAUGGCGUCAAUCAACAAUGGCGCGUUGAUGAGACGAUCGGCCAUGGGCUUAAAUAUGUCCUGCGCCAUGCGAACCCACCUCCGCGACAUAUGCUACACAUUGUACAGUGCUAACCAGAGCGCACGAUGCCCGAAAAAGAUGCCAUAAAAAGCGUUGCUGUAAUCGGCACAGGUCCAUCGGGACUGUCCGCAGUGAAGGCGCUCGAAGAAGAGAAAGUCUUUGGCAUGAUUCGGGUGUUUGAGCGGCGAGAUCGCGUGGGCGGGACAUGGCUCUUCGAUAAUGAGCCUGACUCCUUCAGCUCUACGCUUACGACGCCUAAGAGGAACCCAAUUCCCGAUCGAUUCCCUUCAUUCCAGGAUGCCCUGUCAGAGGACACAACCUCGCGCACGGGGCUAUAUUCAUAUCUCGACAGCAAUGUGGGGGCGACAGUCAUGGAGUUCACACAUGCUUCCAUUCCCAAGAUAAACUCCGCUAUUAGUGUGCGAAGAUUUGGACAAGCAAAUCCGACCCGCCCUUGGAAGAUCGUGGCAGGAUACCUUGAGGAUAUCUUCUCAAGGUACUUGAACCUCGUAACUUUUAAUACGACUGUUGAGUCCGUGCGAAAGAAUGCCUCGACUGGGAAAUGGGACAUUGUCUUGCGUCAAACUAAGCAUGUCUUUAAAGGUCAAGAGAAGGACUACUGGUGGACUGAAUCCUUUGAUGCAGUCGUGGUAGCCACAGGCCACUACGCUGUUCCAUAUAUCCCACCGAUCCCUGGAAUCGAAGAUUGGUAUGUGGCUUGGCCAGAGAAACUCCAACACGCAAAACAAUACCGCAGUCAAGACGACUACGUGAAUAAGUCUGUCGUUGUGGUAGGUGGCUCCGUAUCCGCCAGCGACUUCGUCGUUGAUAACCGCCUCUCCGUCCGGCAACCACUCACCAUUUCCCUACGUAGACAAAACGCGAAUCCCGCACUAGACAACGUAUGGAAACUCCCUGGCGUCAUCGAGAAGCCCACGAUAUCCCGCUUCACACUUGAAAAUGGCGGCACGAUCGAGUUCAGCGACGGAUCAUGGGUAUUAGGAAAAGACGUAGAUAUCAUCUACUUUGCAACUGGGUACAGGCUCUCCUACCCCUUCUUGGAACCAAACCCAGUCACGCCGCAUAAUCGAUUGGCUGGCUUCUACCAGCACACUUUCUCGGUGGACGAUCCUACCCUCGCUGUCGUCGGACAAAUUCGCGCCGCAUUAUCUUUCCGCUCCUACGAGUAUCAGGCCGUUGCGGUCGCACGAGUCUUUGCGGGUAGAGGCAAUCUACCGUCCGUGCCUGAGCAAAAAGCAUGGGAGGAAGAGCGAGUAAAACGACUUGGUCCUACACACAUCUUUCACACCAUUGCCCCAGACUUUGGGGAGUACUUUGAGGCUCUAAGAUCUAUUGCUGGGCCGCCGGCCAAAGGGACGGAAGCUUAUGAACUGCCUGAGUGGCGGGACGAUUGGGCUGCGAAGGGCUUUAGAGUAUUGGAGUUGAAGGAUGAGUACGUGAAGAAAGUAGCAGCUCAGGAGAAGUACCUAGCCAAGCUUUGAGACGGGCUUGGGUUCUAUAACGCAUGUUAGCUCUCCUGCUAAGCCGAGUAGGUUUCGAUUUGUUGCAUAUUUCCAAUCAGAAAAAGAACAUUUUCAUACUACCGUUUUAUCACUUUCCGGG